GCGUUUGUGAUUUAAUUAAUUGUUAUAUUAUAUGUUGUUAUUGUUAUAUCAUUCACAAUUUAUAGUUGGUCAAAUUGUUUUUUAUUGAAAUUUCUGCCAUUCUUAUUACUAUUACUAAAUGGUACUUACCGAUAUGGUCGUCAAACACUUGAACAACAGCAGCAGCAGCAAUACACGAGAUGCCAACACCAAAGUGGUCAUUGUGCAAUCGUUGAACAAUGUGCAGAUCAUGUUGCCAGAAUUGGGCUUUGUUAAUGCAUUGCGGGCAUACCUUGAAUUGAACAAGAUUGACUACCGGAUUGAUCAACGUUCCAACGCGGAAUGGAUGUCGCCAGAUGGCCAAUUGCCGUUUAUCAAGUUUGGUCGCCAGCUGAUUUCUGGCUUUUGGCCGAUUGUCGAAUUCAUCAACAACGAAUUUCACAUUACGGUCAAGGGUGAUGGUUCCGAGCGUCAGGCACACAUUGAUUUAUUCAACAAGGUGAUUAUUGACACUGAACUGUAUUACACAUGGCUGGACAAGGACACCUACGACAAGCACACGAAAAUUAGCUAUGCAUGCGACAAGCCGUGGCCAUUGAACAACAUUCUUUGCUGGCUCAAACAACGGGAUAUCGCCUGGCGACUACAAGACCAUUCUAAUGGACAGAAUGCAUUGGAAGAAUAUUUGCAAGAAAUGAUUCGUGUGACAUCACGCCAAGUGGAUGAAGGCAGCAGUGCCGUAUCUCAGGAACUAUUGUGUCUCAUCUAUGGUCAUAUCAAAGCCAUCAAUUCGUACGACAAGACAUACGAAGUGUUGAGCAAUAUGGUCAAACAGUAUCCGUCGCUGUUGGAGUUUGUUGGCAAAUUUGAAGCCAUCUUUCAUCAGCAGCAGCAGCAGCAGCAACACGAGACCAAUUGACUAGCAAAAGUCUGACACACAUGUAAAGUUUAGCUGUAUUUGUUUUAUUGUUUUCUCAUUAAAUGGUCAAUGUGUUAUUGACAAUCAUCAUUAGAAUUACGCA
Messenger RNA from Dermatophagoides farinae (American house dust mite), 1001 nucleotides. RefSeq names its product metaxin-2. The record is from RefSeq and is a predicted model, not a curated record. Gene Ontology annotation, biological process: mitochondrion organization. Lineage: Eukaryota; Metazoa; Arthropoda; Arachnida; Sarcoptiformes; Pyroglyphidae. Gene Ontology annotation, cellular component: cytoplasm; SAM complex.